ACUCGCUCGUUCCCGGCUUCCGAGCACAGCAUGGCGGUCAAGGUGCACACAACCAAACGAGGUGAUCCUCAUGAGCUGAGAAACAUAUUCCUACAGUAUGCCAGCACCGAGGUGGACGGAGAGCAUUACAUGACUCCGGAAGACUUCGUUCAACGCUACCUUGGCCUGUACAAUGAUCCGAACAGCAACCCAAAGAUCGUGCAGCUCUUGGCAGGAGUAGCUGAUCAAACCAAGGAUGGGUUGAUCUCCUAUCAAGAGUUUUUGGCAUUUGAAUCUGUUCUAUGUGCUCCAGAUUCCAUGUUCAUAGUGGCUUUCCAACUGUUUGACAAGAGUGGAAAUGGAGAGGUGACAUUUGAAAAUGUCAAGGAGAUUUUCGGACAGACUAUUAUCCAUCACCACAUCCCCUUUAACUGGGACUGCGAGUUCAUCCGGCUGCACUUUGGGCACAACCGCAAGAAGCACCUGAACUAUGUGGAAUUCACUCAGUUCCUCCAGGAAUUGCAAUUGGAGCACGCAAGGCAAGCCUUUGCGCUGAAAGACAAGAGCAAAAGCGGCAUGAUCUCAGGCCUGGAUUUCAGUGAUGUCAUGGUCACCAUCCGGUCCCACAUGCUCACUCCUUUUGUGGAGGAGAACCUAGUCUCAGCUGCUGGAGGGAGUACCUCACACCAAGUUAGCUUCUCCUACUUCAACGCGUUUAACUCCCUGCUCAACAAUAUGGAGCUGGUUCGCAAGAUCUACAGCACUCUGGCCGGCACAAGGAAAGACAUUGAAGUUACCAAGGAGGAGUUUGCCCAGAGUGCCAUACGCUAUGGACAGGUUACCCCAUUAGAAAUUGACAUCCUAUACCAGCUUGCUGACCUAUACAAUGCUUCAGGGCGCUUGACUCUGGCAGACAUCGAGAGAAUAGCUCCGCUGGCUGAGGGGGCCUUACCUUACAACCUGGCAGAGCUUCAGAGGCAGCAAUCCCCCGGCUUGGGCAGACCUAUCUGGCUCCAGAUUGCCGAGUCUGCAUACAGGUUCACUCUGGGCUCAGUGGCAGGAGCUGUGGGGGCCACUGCGGUCUAUCCCAUAGACCUGGUGAAGACCCGGAUGCAAAACCAGCGCGGCACAGGCUCUGUGGUCGGGGAGCUGAUGUAUAAAAACAGCUUUGACUGUUUUAAGAAAGUGUUACGUUAUGAGGGUUUCUUUGGACUGUACCGAGGUCUGAUCCCACAGCUGAUAGGAGUUGCACCAGAAAAAGCCAUUAAGCUAACAGUUAAUGAUUUUGUCCGGGACAAAUUUACCAGAAGAGAUGGCUCCAUCCCACUGCCUGCAGAAAUUCUUGCUGGAGGUUGCGCUGGAGGCUCGCAGGUCAUCUUUACCAAUCCUCUGGAGAUAGUGAAGAUUCGCCUUCAGGUAGCCGGAGAGAUCACCACAGGACCCAGAGUCAGUGCUCUGAAUGUGCUUCAGGACUUGGGACUUUUUGGGCUGUACAAGGGUGCCAAAGCGUGUUUCCUCCGAGACAUUCCCUUCUCCGCGAUCUAUUUUCCCGUGUAUGCUCACUGCAAACUCCUCCUGGCGGAUGAGAACGGACACGUGGGAGGUAUCAAUCUCCUAACAGCCGGAGCCAUGGCAGGUGUGCCUGCUGCUUCUCUGGUGACCCCUGCUGAUGUUAUCAAGACAAGACUGCAAGUGGCCGCCAGGGCUGGCCAGACAACAUACAGCGGGGUCAUUGACUGUUUCCGAAAGAUUCUCCGGGAAGAAGGGCCGUCGGCAUUCUGGAAAGGGACUGCAGCUCGAGUGUUCCGGUCCUCGCCUCAGUUUGGUGUCACUCUGGUUACCUACGAGCUUCUGCAGCGGUGGUUUUACAUAGAUUUUGGAGGCCUGAAACCUUCUGGCUCAGAACCAACACCAAAGUCACGCAUCGCAGACCUCCCUCCUGCCAACCCGGACCACAUCGGCGGCUACAGACUUGCCACAGCCACUUUCGCUGGCAUCGAAAACAAGUUUGGCCUUUACCUCCCCAAGUUUAAGUCUCCUGGCGUAGCUGCGGCUCAGCCCAAGGUGGCGGCAGCAGCUCAAUGACAUAGCAACUACAGACCGAGGCCCGGGAAGAUGGGCGGUACCCUGUCCAGUCAGCUGCGUGUGGUACUGUCUGCGCUGGGGUCAACAACCUUCUACACGACCUCUACAUGUAUUGUUUAUAAAGUGAGCAUAAGCCCAGGGAGAACCACAGUGCAGUUUCGAGCUUUAGUCUUAUUUGUUGAAAUGUUUUCUGAGCCUUGGCAUGAAUUCUGUGUUCUAGACUCCGCUUCGCACAGCUUGUACCUACAGUGACUGUACAUAUGUUGUACAUCUUUGUACAGAGACACCUUGGCACCUCCUCCCAACGAAUCACGUUUAUAGACAUGUAACGCUGUUCCGAGUGGCUUGGACUGUACAGAAUGUUUUGAAAGUGUUUUACUAAGAAUCAUAUAAGAAUAAAUGUACUAAAGUUAAAUUCAUUCUCCUCUUAGUGGCUUACAGAAAUCAAGCCUCAGUGUUGAAUGUAUCCAGUUUCAGGUUUUUUGGGUUUUUUUGUUUUUUUGUUUUUUUUUUGUUCUGGAAUAGGAAGGUAUUUGCUGAUAAAAGGCAGAGCAAAACUUAAUGCUCAUGGCAUUCAGUAAGAAAUGCUUGGAAAAGUGUGUGCCCAUUGGGUGUCGGGAGGACCAGCAUAACUCAUGGGCUGCUGUGUUCCCAGUAAUGUACACACACACACACACACACACACACACACACACACAUACACACACAUACACACACAUACACAGAUAUACACACACCACACACACCACACACACACACACAGAUACACACACACAUACACACACAUACACACACAUACACAGAUACACACACACACCACACACACCACACACACACACACAGAUACACACUCACACACACAGAUACACACACACAUACACACACAUACACACACAUACACACACAGAUACACAUACACAGAUACACACACACAUACACACACAUACACAUACCACACACACACCACACACACACACACAGAUACACACUCACACACACAGAUACACACACACACACCACACACACACAUACACACACAGAUACACACACACAGAUACACACACACAUACACACACACAUACACAUACCACACACACACACACCACACACACAGAUACACACACAGAUACACACAUACACCACACACACACACAUACGCACACAUACACACACAUACACACACACACACACCACACACUUACACACACACACACACACACAGGAACAGGGUGAGCUCCAGCUGGUAACUCUCAUGGGCUGCUAUGUUCCCAGUAAUGCACGCGCGCACACACACACACAGACCACACACACACACAUACACACCACACACACAUGCACACACAUACACACACAUCACACACACACAUACACACACACACAUACACAUACACACCACACACACAUGCACACACAUACACACACACCACACACACCACACACACACACACACACACACACACCACACACACACAGGAACAGGGUGAGCUCCAGCACGGCUUGCUUAGUUUUACAUUUCCUAUGCAGGAAGGUAAAAGUCAGGAUGUUGAAAGAGUAAAGUCUGGAAGUUUCCCUUCGUAAAGUAUGACAUGAAUCAAAAAUAAAAGCACACCAAGACGUC
Rattus norvegicus (Norway rat) is the source of this 3682-nucleotide messenger RNA. It is a transcript of the gene Slc25a12, whose product is annotated as solute carrier family 25 member 12. Gene Ontology annotation, molecular function: 3-sulfino-L-alanine: proton, glutamate antiporter activity; aspartate:glutamate, proton antiporter activity; calcium ion binding. Gene Ontology annotation, cellular component: mitochondrial inner membrane. Gene Ontology annotation, biological process: neutral amino acid transport; proton transmembrane transport; L-aspartate transmembrane transport. The record is from RefSeq and is marked validated. Lineage: Eukaryota; Metazoa; Chordata; Mammalia; Rodentia; Muridae.